CUUUGGCUUUGCUAGUACGACUUCAUCCACUCCUUGACUGGGACUAGCCUCCACCGUUCGGUCGUCUUCUUUGGCCAUUUUGUUUUGGGUCAGAGCUUCAGUGCCUCGACGUUCUCGGCUGUGUGUAGGUGUGUCUGGACCGAACCCGAUCCUGGUCGUGGCCUUCCCCCUGGCUCAGCUCACUCCGCACUUCGGCCCGUGCCUGACACGUCAAAUCCCGCCUCUCUCACCCUGACCAUGCCGGUGAGGUUGCUUCGCGGCUUAUUGCCACUGCGGCUGGGUGCAUCCCGGUGCAUGGCUGCCGGACCGGUGGCGGGGUGGUCUGGGCUCCCUAGCCGCUAUCGGUUAUCCACCAGUGUGGGCUUGCGGAAGUACGUGCCGGUGGUGGUGCCGGCCGCCGAUGAGGACAAGGUGGUGCGGAGCCCGUACUCGGAUGUCGAGUUGCCCGAGUGCAACUUGGCCGAUUUCGUGUGGAAGAAUGUCCAUCAAUGGCCCGACAACAUUGCCAUGAUUUGCGGCAUGACGGGUCGUCAGUACACGUACGAUAUGGCUUACGGUAUGUCCCGUAAGUUUGGCAGUGCCAUGAUCCGGAUGGGCGCUAAGAAAGGUGAUGUGUUUGCUAUGGUUGUGCCUAACAUUCCGGAGUUUCCUAUUGCCUUUUUGGGCGCUGUGGGCGUGGGCUUGACCCCCACCACCAUGAACCCUACCUAUCGACCGGAGGAGAUUGCUCGUCAAUUGGAGAAUUCUCAGGCUCGCUUUAUCAUUACGAUUGGGUUGUUUUUACCCAAUAUUCGGCAAGCCUGCGAGAUCUACUCCGGGAUUGAAAAGAUCAUUGUGCUGGGCAUGGAGGAGAAACCCGCGGAUUGUGCUUCGUUCAUUGAGAUGCUCAUUUACGAUGAUGGAUCAUUGUACGAUCAAGAUCGAAGUUGUGAUCCCCAUAACGAUUUGGCCGCUUUGCCCUAUUCCUCAGGCACCACGGGUCCGCCCAAGGGCGUGAGUCUGACUCACUUCAAUAUGGUGUCCAAUUUGGUACAACUGCUUCAUCCCCAAGUGAAUAACCUGCGGGAAUGUAAUCCCACGUCCAAGAGCAAUCAAGAGAUUACAGUGGCCGUUCUGCCCUUUUUCCAUAUCUAUGCCAUGACCGCCAUUAUGAACCUUGGCCUUCAUUUGGGUGCUAAGAUUAUUACUCUACCCAAAUUCGAGCCCGAGGCGUAUCUCAAGGCUUUGGUCACCUACAAGCCCACAUUCUUACAUUUGGUGCCGCCAUUAGUGAGUUUCUUGUCCACCAAUCCGGCCGUUAAAGCUCAACAUUUGGCCAGUUUGGAGGCGGUCAUCGGUGGAGCCGCCCCUUUCGGCCCGGCCCUCAUUGAGAAACUCAUGGAAAAAUGCAAGCCUAACGUGGUCAACUUCAGAGAAGGUUUUGGCAUGACCGAAUCCUCGCCCGUGAGCCAUGUCCAACCGGAAGAAAACGCAGUUCUCGGUGGGUGUGGCCAUCCCAUUCCCAAUACACUGGCCAAGAUUGUGGACUUGGAAACGGGAGUUGCCUUGGGACCCAAUGAGGACGGCGAACUUUUGGUGGCCGGGCCUCAGGUCAUGAAAGGGUAUUUCAAGAACAAGAAGGCCACAAAUAAGACCAUUGUGGAUGGUUGGCUUCGGACGGGCGACAUCGCCAAAUUCGAUGAGACCGGCCAAUUCAUGAUUGUGGACAGACUCAAGGAACUCAUCAAAGUGAAAGGGCUUCAGGUUGCUCCAUCAGAAUUAGAGGAUCUGAUCCGGCGACAUGAAGGUGUGAAUGAUGUGGCCGUAGUGGGCGUGCCCGACGAGCGCUCAGGCGAGCUUCCGCGCGCUUAUGUGGUUCGAAAGAACCGAAAUGUCUUGGAGCAAGACAUCAUUGACUUUGUGGCCGAAAGAGUGGCCCCUCACAAGAAAUUGGGAGCAGGUGUGAUGUUUGUGGAGACACUGCCCAAAAAUCAAACGGGAAAGAUCUUGAGGCGGGAGCUCAAGGCCCAAGUGUUCAAGGGAUCCUUUGGCUACUAAAUUUGAGCAGCAGACGAAUCGCAAUUCUUCGAAUAUUCGACGAUCACAAAUAUGUAUUUAUAUUUUCGACACCAAUAAUAUACCCUUAUUAGCUUACAGGGCAAUAAAUAAGCUGGACCGUUGAAA
Molecule: messenger RNA, 2163 nt
Organism: Tigriopus californicus
Lineage: Eukaryota; Metazoa; Arthropoda; Copepoda; Harpacticoida; Harpacticidae
Exons: 8
Coding region: 238-2037 (599 amino acids)
Biological process (GO): fatty-acyl-CoA biosynthetic process; long-chain fatty acid metabolic process
Molecular function (GO): long-chain fatty acid-CoA ligase activity
Source: RefSeq, a predicted model, not a curated record